UCUAAAUAUGUUAGAGAAAACUCAUAUUAACGGUCACAUUUUAUUUAACGUUAAACUGCAUUAAUUAAUUUCUUAUGUUCACUUGAAAAUACGUUUAUGUUUGUGUUUGAGUGUUUAAUCUCUUAUAAAUAUGAGACAAAAUUUCAUUCUAAAAUACCAGAUACAAACAUUUUAAUAUAUUAUAUUAAUAACAUUUGCCACUUAUUUCGAAAACAUUGGCACAAUGGCUCACACUUCUUCCCGAACUACUAUCGUAUUCAUUGUUGUUGCUUUGAUUUGUGCGUUCGUUCCUGCAUUCUCUGUUGAAGAAGCUGAAGCAAAAUCACUAUGGGAUACCUGUCUUCUUAAAAUCAGUCCAAAAUGUGCGUUGGAUAUAAUUGGUGUUGUCUUUGAAAAUUUAACCAUCACUGAUGCAUGUUGUCAUGAUCUUGUACAAGAAGGAAAAAUGUGUCACGAUACUCUUAUCAAAUAUAUUGCUGAGAAGCCGCAUUUAGUUGCCCACGAAACAGAGUAUUUGAAGAAAAGUGAUGAUUUGUGGACUCAUUGUGUCUCAGUUUCGCAAACUGCUUAAAAAUAUGUUAUGCUUGUAUUGAUCUACAAAAUUUUUAUUUAACUAUCGUUAAAUUUUAUUUGAUCAAAAAUCGUGGAUCAAACAGUAUGCAAUAUAAAGCGACCAUCAAGUGAAUCUCAUUCUAAAUGAAUCAAUACAUAUAUUAACUCAAUUGAAAAACAAUGUGCUAACCAUACAAGAUUGUUAAACUAAUAACAAGACAUAUA
Molecule: messenger RNA, 777 nt
Organism: Brassica rapa (field mustard)
Lineage: Eukaryota; Viridiplantae; Streptophyta; Magnoliopsida; Brassicales; Brassicaceae
Source: RefSeq, a predicted model, not a curated record